Molecule: messenger RNA, 2685 nt
Organism: Cyclopterus lumpus (lumpfish)
Lineage: Eukaryota; Metazoa; Chordata; Actinopteri; Perciformes; Cyclopteridae
Gene: fermt1
Product: fermitin family member 1
Exons: 17
Coding region: 135-2150 (671 amino acids)
Biological process (GO): integrin-mediated signaling pathway; cell-matrix adhesion
Cellular component (GO): focal adhesion
Molecular function (GO): integrin binding
Source: RefSeq, a predicted model, not a curated record
CAUUUCUAGGAAUAAGCUCAGCGGCAGAAAACUUCGGGAAUUAAAAGCUGCACCGGGGGGGAGAGGAGGUCAUUAAACUCAGCCUCCCGGCUACACGGUCGCAUUCUACAUGUCCACUGGGCUGCCCGAGACAAAUGAAAGAGGACGGGGCCAUGAUCACAGCCGCAGAGUACGGGGAAACGUCGUGGGAGCUGUCCGUGCAGGUGGAUCAAAAAGACGGCGACGAGUCCAUGAAAUUCAAGCUGAGGGUGAAGGGAGACCUGCACAUCGGGGGCCUCAUGCUCAAGCUGGUGGAGAAGAUCAAGGCUCCUCAGGACUGGUCCGACCAUGCCCUGUGGUGGGAGCAGAGGAAAUGCUGGCUCCUCAAGACCCACUGGACCCUGGACAAGUAUGGAAUCCAGGCCGACGCCACGCUGCGCUACACGCCGCAGCACAAGCCGCUGCUGCUGCAGCUCCCCAACAUGAAGACCAUCAAGAUGACCGUCAGCUUCUCCAGCGUGGUCUUCAAGGCGGUGGCGGAGAUCUGUCAAAUGCUCAACAUCAGACGAUCGGAGGAACUGUCCCUGCUGAAGCCUCCCGACGACCCCUCCAAGAAGAAGAAGAAGAAAGACAAGAACUCGGCGCAGGAAGACAUCUGGGACAUUGAUUUAUUCAGCGGGGGACCGGGGGGCACAGGCCCCAUGUACAGUAAGACCAUGACAGCCACCUACGACCCGGAGAACGGGAUGCCGGUGUCGGCCACCAGCCUUUGGUUCGGGGAGAACCCGCUGGCCGACUCGCAGCCAAACCUGCCGCCCGCCGAGCUGGCCAAGAUGUACCAGCAGCUCUCGCCGGUGGACAAAGCCAUCAACAACGCGGGGUGGUUGGACUCGUCCCGUUCCCUGAUGGAGCAAGACAUCCUGCACGAAGAGAAGCUGCUGCUUCGCUUCAAGUACAACGUCUUCUUUGACCUCAAUCCCAAAUACGACGCCGUCAGAAUAACCCAGCUGUAUGAACAAGCUCGCUGGUCCAUCCUGCUGGAGGAGAUAGACUGCACGGAGGAGGAAAUGCUGAUGUUCGCUUCAUUACAGUAUCACGUCUGUAAACUGACCAUGUCGAGCGAACCGCUGGACCACUCCAACGAGCCAGAAAUAGACGAAGUCGAGGCCGCCCUGUCCAACUUGGAGGUGACGCUCGAGGGCGGACUGACCGACCGAAUUCUGGAAGACAUUACAGACAUUCCAGAGCUGGCAGAUUCCCUCCGGCUGUUUAGGCCCAAAAGACUCACGCUGCGGCCGUACAAAGAGUACUGGUUCGUAUUCAAGGACACCACCAUCUCCUACUACAAGAGCAAGGAGACCUCCAGCGGAGAACCCAUGGAGCAGUUUCACCUCCGAGGUUGUGAGGUCGUCCCCGACGUCAACGUCACGGAGAAGAAGUUCGGCAUCAAGCUCCUGCUCCCGGUCGCCGACGGGAUGAACGAGGUGUACAUCCGAUGUGACAACCAAACGCAGUACGCCAAGUGGAAAGCCGCGUGCAUCCUGGCCUCCAAGGGCAAGACGAUGGCCUACAGCUCCUACAAGUCGGAAGUGAGGAACAUCCAGUCCUUCCUGCAGAUGAAGAGCCUGGCGCCCCCUGCUGGCCAGGCGGCUCCAGACCUCGACGCCAUGGAGAUGAACGCCGAGUGUUUCUUCUCCCCGCGAUACACCAAGAAGCACAAGACCAAGCAGCUGACAACGCGCAUCCUGGAGGCCCAUCAGAACAUCGCGCGGCUGUCCCUGAUGGAGGCCAAGAUGCGCUUCAUCCAGGCCUGGCAGUCGCUUCCGGAGUUCGGCAUCAACUACUACAUCGUCAGAUUCAAAGGCGGCAAGAAGGAUGAGAUUCUGGGGAUCUCUUACAACCGUCUGAUCCGUAUGGACAUGUCCUCCGGGCUGCCCGUCACCACGUGGAGGUUCGCCAACAUGAAGCAGUGGAACGUUAACUGGGAGAUAAGACAGGUGACCAUCGAGUUCGACCAGAACGUGUCGAUGGCCUUCUGCUGCUUGAGCUGCGACUGCAAGGUGGUCCACGAGUUCAUCGGCGGUUACAUCUUCCUCUCCACGAGAUCGAAAGACCAGAACGAGACGCUAGACGAAGAACUGUUCCACAAACUGACUGGAGGCCAAGAGUGAGGGAAGAGGAAGACGCGUCUUUUCCUUCAUUCUCCCAGUGCGGCGUUCGUCUACUGCAGCGAUUGGCAGCCCCGAAAGCGCUGAGCCAAUCACGGCCAAGGACUGUGUCAUUCUGUAUAUAACGACAAAAAUUCCUUUUGUCGUUAUAAAUCCUGCUGUGAACAGUUAUAGCCGUCUUACCCUGCACUAAAAAAUAAUAAUAAUAAUAAUGGCGUUGGUGUAAAUAUUGCAAGUCAAGAUUCUCUCAAAAAACUUGGAUCCAUUGAUAUUUUGUAGGAAUUACGCUUUUUUUAUUAUUUUAAAAAGGUGAAGAGAUGCCCUCGUAUAAGACAGAAACUAAUUUUGUAUAAAAUCAUUAAAAGGGUGUUUUUUUGUUGUUUUUUUAAAAUGUAUAUCACAACUUGUUUUUGUUCAUUUCGGGUUUGAAGUUAUCUUAAUUCUUGUACUGCAAUGAGCUUCGAUGCAUAUCAUGAAGGAAUGCAAAUUCACAAAAAUAUUAUAUUCCGUGCUUAAAGAACGCAGGCAGGGAGUUAAC